UCAUUAAAUAAUAUCAAUACUUUAUAAAAUGGGAUUUAUAUGUUCUAAGCCAAAAGGGAAUCAUACAGAUAAAAAAAUGGAAAUCCAAAAACAAGAAGAAAUUCAGUAAAGUUUAAGCACAACAAAAGAGGCAAUUGAUUUUGUGGAAAGCACUUCUUUAGCAAAUGUAAUGAGAACUAAGCCAAUCAAAUCUUAUUUGGCUGAACAAAUUGAAAAAUAAUAAAUUUAGGUGGAUUCAUGUGAAAUAUUGGCAGAUAAGAUAGAGGCUAAAUCUUAAUUAAUUAUUCGAAGUUACAAUCAUUUUACUGAGAAAGCUUUAAAAAUAAAGUCUUUAGUACUAGAGUAUUACAAGAAUGAAUAUAUAAAUUAUAUAAAUUCUAAUCUUGAUACAAAUCCUAAUAAAGAAUUUAUAUAAAAAGAAACAAUUUAAGUAAAUUAAUUAUGAUUUCAAUUUAUAGUUAUUAGUUGAAACUACAGUGAUAUUAAAUUGUUUGAUGGAUAAGAAUUUCGAUGAUGAAAUUGAAUUGUGGUGGGGAGACAAUUACUUUAGCGAUCGAAUUUAAAUUCUAGCUGUUAAUAUUCCUGUCAGCUCUAAUAACACAGACAAUAUCACCAAUCCAAUUAUAUAAUAUAUAAAUGCUUUAAAAAAUAAAAUUCUUUAGGUGAUUCCAAUCUAAAAUAAUCAACCUCAAUCUAUUUCAAACAGUGUUGCUAUCACUAAUAUACAUUUAACUUAAUUUUAUAAAGAUCUUAAAAUGGAAUUUGCAAAAAAAGUUGAAGAGGAAGAAGAUAUCAACUAAUGA
Molecule: messenger RNA, 803 nt
Organism: Paramecium sonneborni
Lineage: Eukaryota; Ciliophora; Oligohymenophorea; Peniculida; Parameciidae
Source: the annotation of a GenBank genome assembly